UCCUGUGUGGGAUCCCUUUUUAAACAGCCCGAUCCGAUGCAGAUAGGCGCGCCUAUGCCUUUUGAUUUCGAUGGGCUACGCUCUAAUAUGAGUAGAAUCGGUGUAAGAAAAGGGCUUCAGAAAUAAUCUCUGAAAUGGCAACGGUAAAAUCAAGCUAAAUGAUCAAGGCGCACGUUUAUUCGGCACAGAGGCAAAAACUAGCGUUGGGCACAAAUUUCAGCAUCCUAAGAGUUUCUGUUUAUUAUUACAGUAAAGCAAAGUUCUAGCCCUGUAGUCUGGAAUAUAGUUUCCUUCCAACUUUCAGGUUUGCCUCUCCCUGAGAUUAAAAGCAAAACAAAUUAUGCAAAUAAGUACAAAUACCUUGUUUUGAAUUUGCAUAUUCAUAUACCGGUAACUACUUUUGUGUGGAUGAGACCAAAUGUCCAUCUAGGAGUCUAGUGUUAAAUUUCCAGCUAUGACUAGCCAGCUACCUUUUUGAAAAUUUACAAGCCUAGCAUGAAGACAACAGCCUCUUCCUGUUCUUUGUCUCCAGCACCUGGUCAUAAAAUUCAUCCUUUUUUUACAGAAUUUUAUUGAUCUUGGUGUAAAAUUCUGGUGUUGGUGGGUUGUUGUUGUUUUUCCCUUUUAAAGCACAAACUAUCUGCAAGCUUGUAUUUAGGCAAACUUCAUAAGAAUCUAAGACGAGACUGAUGGAUCAGGCCAAUACCCCUUCCUAGUCCAUCAUCCUGAAGUAUAAUGCUGUGAUAAUGGAGGUAGAUCAUGAAGAUCUCAGGGCAUUUCUGCAAGGCAAGAAUCUUUGGAAGAAUUAUACAGGCCUAUAAAAUCCGUACAAAAGUUCCCAUUAAUUUUAAUUGCAGCUUUCAAGCUUGUUCUGUUUGGCUGAUGAUGUACAAUUUAAAAAAAACACUGUUAAUUUCUUCCUCCAAAGUUGUACAGACGACAUUUGACAUAUUUUAAUUAGAGUAACAUAAUUCAGAUUUCCAGGAAUAUUAAACGCAUGUGAAAUCAGAGAAUUGUGGAAGGAAGGACCCUGAGGAUCAUCUAGUCCAACCCCCUGAAAUUGCACAAAAACUGUUUUGUAGUUUAAUGGCAGUACUUAUGUUCUGCCCUUUCAAUAAUAUCCUCCACCAGUUGCUGAAAAACCAACAUUCUUGCAAAGUCCUACUGGUUUUGAGUUUGGGGUGCUUGCUUGUUCUUUUGACUUCCACUUGCCAGUAGGAACAAGGGAACUCUUGUCACAGAAAGAGCUACAUUACAAUCUAUGGAGUACAAAUCUUAGAACUUCCAGUACACAGAUGUGUGCUCUCUCAAUCUCUGUUUCCCUUCUUUUAACAGGAGUGGGCAGAAGGUAGAGUAGGUUCUGGUGGUAAACCUCUGAGUAAACUGAAGUAGUUUGACAAGGAGCACUCAGUUGUUUUAGCAACAAUAAAAAAGACUCACCAUCCACCACAUGCUACUGAAAAUGAAGUUGGGAGAUAGGGAACGUAACCAGAAAGGGUAACCAGAAGUAGCUUUUUGAGUCAGCUCAUUUAAGUUAUGGUAUUCAAAAUGAAUUACUGGGCUCCAAAUUAUUUUAUUCUAAAUGUGCCACUUUUGCACGUAACUCCACCUGAGUCUAUCCUGAGGUUCCAAUGAAAACAAAAUAGAUCAGGGGUAAGCAAACUUUUUCAGCAGGGGGCCGGUCCACUGUCACUCAGACCUUGGGGGGGGGGCGGACUAUAUUUUGAAGGGGGGGAAAUGAAUGAAUUUCUAUGCCCCACAAAUAACCCAGAAAUGCAUUUUAAAUAAAAGGACACAUUCUACUAAUGUAAAAACACGCUGCUUCCAUUUAGAAGACGAUUGGGCCAGAUCCGGCCCCCAGGCCUUAGUUUGCCUCCCCAUGAAAUAGAUCUUGCGAGCCUGCAGGGUGCCUACACCAACAACCUAAUGUUCAACGUGUUCCCUGUUGUUGUACCAGACCUGCUCAGUGAUUCCAACAAGUCUCGCAACAUAUUACAGGACUGGGACACCCUGAUGGAAUACAGCUUGUGUAAACAUCCUCAUCCGAGGCUAGUUCCUGCUUUACUUGUUUAGAAUCUGUAAACAUUUCCCUCUUUCCUUGACCUUCCUAGUCCUUCUACCUAAGGGGUGGGGGAAACUUUCCUGGCUGGUGAUUCAGAGUCUUCUCUUUCCAUCUUUUGCUGGACCAAAUUCGACAGGUGGGGGGGACUGUCCUCCUGUCAGUCACCUGGAGUCACUAUUAUGUGAGGUGAUAUGGGGUUUUGAAGCCCUACUUGUUGACCCUUCAGGACCAGGGCCCCCAAGGUGGUCCUGUCACACCGCAGAGGACAAAUGGUUACUUCCAGCAAAUGAAUCAUCCUAGGUGAGUCUCCUCCCUCUGCAGUUUUCUUUUGCUCACAGCAAGGAGGCAGGGAAUGGGAACCGUUCGCCUGGUGACUGACUGGACACGUCAUAUGUAAAUAACUACACUCUUUCUCCCUUUCUCUCUCUACUUUUCACAAUAAGGAAUCCUGCAUAGCAACCGUGUAACAGCAGACUCAGGUUGCACCGCUUCAGAGCUACGGUAUGUGAUAGGCAAGCCGAAAAGGGCAGUGGAAACUACAACUCCCAGCAUGCCCUGUUGUCAUUAAACUGACGGCGCUUUUAAAAAUCCCUAAGCAUAGAGAUAAACGAUUAGAGCAACAGCCAGUAGUUUCCCUAUUUGGGGGUUUCUAUUUUACUCCGUGAGAUGGCUAAAACAGAAGAGUGUCUGUCUGCAGAAGUAAUGCUGCGCAGCUUCCGCACAGGAGUACGGAAUAACCGAGCGUUUGCUUGGGAUCCGAUCAAGUGUCCACGCGUGCUAGUCCUGGUGUUAUACACGAAUAUUUUCAGCAGAGAUGAGUCUCCCGAUUCUUUUUUCCUCUGAAAUGUGAGAAAUGGUCUUCUUACCGCGGCUCAGUUCUAGAGACUGGAAUGCGGUUCACAUACAUACAUACAUACAUAAUUUUUUUCAUGCAACGUAAAGACCUGUGCACAAACUCCUGCCUUUUCUAGAAACACUUUGGCACCAAAUCGCGUUUUAUUUUGUUUUAAAAUUAAAUCUUGCCACGGGCUUUUGCCGGGCGUGGGGUGGGGUCUCAUGGGGUAUUAGACUAGGAUGGCGUCAGAAGUAGUCCAGAAGUCCUUUCUACAAAACGGUAACGGACUGCUCUUAUGUUGGUGGUCUAUGUUUCAUGUUGAUCCUUGCGUCGCCGCAUCACGCAGUCAAAAACGUAAGUCCGUUUCCUGGGAGGAAAUAAUAAACGAAAGGGAUGGGAAGUCCCGUGUUGCCCUGCGCGCCUCCUCCCUUCGCGCUGAUUGGCCGAGGAGCGAAGCAGCGAGUCGUUCAAAGUAGGCGAGUGUGGAGGUGGAGGCACUUUGGGCGCGCGUCCCGUUUCAAGUGGUAAUUCUUGAGAUUCGCUGGUCCGAAGCGCUUCUUUCUCCUCAGGGAGCCGGCGGCUCUUUUUCUCCUCUCCGUCUCUCGCGGGCGUUUCGCCCAGCCGGUGGAGCUCGCAAGUGCGGGGACCCCCCUCCCCCAGCCGUUAAAGACUCGAGCGGCUGCCUCCCUUCCCUUCCUCCGCUCCGCCCGGGUCGGGUUCUUGCCUGCGGCGGCCUAAACAUGAAUUCAUCGAGUGCUGGGGGCAAGAAGGACGAGAAGGGCAAAAACAUCCAAGUGGUGGUCAGAUGCAGGCCCUUCAAUGCAGCUGAGCGCAAAUCUAACUCCCAUUCUGUGGUGGAGUGUGAAAAUGGAAGGAAAGAAAUUUCAGUUCGCACUGGAGGGGUGAUGGAUAAAACAACGAAGAAAACGUACACAUUUGACAUGGUUUUUGGAGCUCAGGCUAAACAAAUUGAUGUGUACCGGAGUGUUGUGUGUCCAAUUUUGAAUGAAGUUCUUUUGGGUUACAACUGUACAGUGUUUGCCUAUGGUCAAACAGGAACAGGAAAGACCUUCACUAUGGAAGGGGAGAGAUCACCUAAUGAAGAAUACACAUGGGAAGAGGAUCCAUUAGCUGGUAUAAUUCCCCGUACACUUCAUCAAAUAUUUGAAAAGCUUGCUGAAAGUGGUACAGAAUUUUCUGUGAAAGUAUCUCUGUUGGAAAUCUACAAUGAGGAGCUUUUUGAUCUAUUGAAUCCCUCUCCAGAUGUUGGGGAAAAGCUGCAAAUGUUUGAUGACCCACGGAACAAGAGAGGUGUCAUAAUCAAGGGUUUGGAAGAGAUAACGGUACAUAACAAGGAUGAAGUUUAUCAGAUUUUAGAAAGGGGAGCAGCCAAAAGAACCACUGCAGCUACUUUAAUGAACCAGUAUUCCAGUCGCUCCCAUUCGGUGUUCUCUGUCACGCUACACAUGAAAGAAACAACAACGGAUGGUGAAGAGCUUGUUAAAAUUGGGAAGCUAAACUUGGUUGAUUUGGCAGGAAGUGAGAAUAUUGGUCGUUCUGGAGCAGUUGACAAAAGAGCUCGAGAAGCCGGAACUAUCAACCAGUCCCUAUUGACUCUGGGAAGAGUCAUUACCGCACUUGUUGAAAGAACCCCUCACGUUCCAUACAGAGAAUCUAAGCUCACUAGAAUCCUGCAGGAUUCCCUUGGAGGGCGCACAAAAACUUCCAUAAUUGCUACUGUUUCUCCAGCAUCGAGCAAUCUUGAGGAAACUCUGAGUACCCUUGAAUAUGCCCACAGGGCUAAAAAUAUCAUGAAUAAGCCUGAAGUGAACCAGAAACUCACGAAACGGGCACUCAUUAAGGAAUAUACAGAAGAGAUUGAACGUUUGAAACGAGAUCUUACUUCUGCACGAGAGAAAAACGGUGUCUACAUUUCUGUGGAAAACUAUGAUGCUCUUAAUGGGAAGUUGACUGUUCAAGAAGAACAAAUUGCAGAAUAUAUUGAGAAAAUUGGAGCAAUGGAGGAAGAACUCAAAAGAGUCACUGAGUUAUUCACAGUUCAUAAAAGUGAAAUGGAGAAGUGCAAGACAAACCUGGAGGUUAGGGAAAAAGAGCUGGAAGACACACAGAAGCACUUGGAAACAACCAAGGUUCUUCUUGAGGAAGAAGUGUAUAUAGCAUCAGCUUUGGAGAACACAGAAGAAAAACUUCAUGGCACUGCAAUUAAGCUGCUUAGUGCUGUUAAAGAAACAACCACAGAUGUUUCGGGUCUGCAUGCAAAAUUGGAUCGUAAAAAAGCAGUUGAACAGCAUAAUGUGGAGGUCCAAAAGACAUUUGCAGACCACAUGAAUGCCUUCUUCUGUGAUAUGAAGAACUCCAUCAAUGAGAACUGUUGGAAACACCAACAAAUGCUGGACUCUUACACUUCUUCGGUUGGUGAUCUUCUGUCUGCCAAUUCUUCAGCUUUUGGAGUUACUGCAUCAGCUAUAAUUUCAGCGUUCGGCUCUCUACAGGAGAUGGUUUCCACUGAAGUUUCUCUAGCUUCUGAAAAGAUACUGAACCAGGAGUCUCUGACAUCUCAAAAUAAAAAUGAUCUCCGGAAACUCUUAGAAGAGCACACAUCAGGAUUGGACCAAGCCUUGAGGAGUCUGUUACCUGUGUUGAAAUUUGUUCUGAAUCUGAACUCUCAAGUUCAUGAUAAUUUGCAUAAAUAUUCAUCCCUGGCUGAAAAGAUGACGGGUUAUAGAGAGAAAAUGACUAUAUUCUUCCAAGACCAUUCUCUUGCUUUGAGUAAACUACAGGAGGAUAUUUCCCAGAAGUUGGCUCAACUUCAACAUGAUUGUGAGAGCUUACAGGAAGAAGUGGUGUUGUCUAAGGUGGCCCUUAAAAAGGCCUCUUCCCAGCUUCUUGCUUCUCUGGGCCUGCUAGAGCAAGAAACCCAGCAGAAUCUAAGUGAAGUGCUAGAGAAAGGUGAAAUGGUGAAGAAGGGUAUUGGUGCUGCCCAAGAAAGCCUAACCUUGCAGACUACUGGCCUUGUCAGCUCUACAACUUCGGAGCACAGCAGUUUAACGCUGCCUCUGGAUGAUUUUUCACAAGAGAUCAGGCAAUCCAACGAUGAAAAUGUUCAGAUACUGCUGGAAUCAGCCGGCCACUGCAAGGACCUGGACAGGCUCGUGAAAGACAUGUGCCAGGAAACGUGUAACUGGGGUAAAAUUGCGGCUACAAAGAUGGACUGCAUUGUUGACCAACAGGCAGCCUUCCUCAGCACCAGAAAGGAACACCUACAAAGAAUCUACAAGGAUUUAGAUGAGAAUAGCAGCUCGUCGGUUGCUAAGGUCACGGACCAUAUUGCAGGACAAAAAGGUACUGAAGAGGAAGCCCUGAAGAGGCUCCUUGACCAGAUGAGGAAUGAUAAGAAUGUGCUUCUGAAGCAGAAAGAGACACUCCUUGAAGAAACCGAGGAUGGGUCAACUCGCAUUAAUGGCUUCCUGAGGGAAGAACUUAAAGUGGAUGUCCCGACAGGAGCCACCCCAAAAAGAAGAGGAUACCAGUACCCAGUGACGGUUGUGAAAACAGAACCUCGCGAUGUCCUGCUGGAAAGAUUAAGGCAAAAGCAGACAGAAGUCGCAGCUACGCCAAAAGCUCCUGAAAAGGGUGAUUUGGAGGAGGAGUAUGAGGAGGAAAUAGAGACCAACAGGAGCCCGCUAAGUGAAAAAUCCUUCUUGGAGACAAGUGUGUGUAUCAGUGGAGGUGUGCCUUUCUUCCAGAAAAGGAGUAUCAAAAAGGAUAAAGAGAACAGAUCUGCAUUCAUCCUGGAAAAGACCAAGGAGGAUGAUAAAGGAGACCCAGCUCUUUCAAAGUCAAGAUAUCCAUUUAGAGUACAGAACUAAGGAUGUACAGCAUUUGUCUUCGUUUCUUCAAUGUUUCACGGCUUAUUAGUUUGAGCUCUGUAUGUAGUGCUAUAAUGUCGGUGUCCCAAAUUAGCUGCGAAGAGAGUUUUAAAAUACCAGUCUCUUAAUAAAUGCUUUUAAACUUUAUUCGCUAAUAAAUACAUAAAAUGUC
Messenger RNA from Zootoca vivipara (common lizard), 6959 nucleotides. The record is from RefSeq and is a predicted model, not a curated record. Lineage: Eukaryota; Metazoa; Chordata; Lepidosauria; Squamata; Lacertidae.